Molecule: messenger RNA, 2070 nt
Organism: Mycotypha africana
Lineage: Eukaryota; Fungi; Mucoromycota; Mucoromycetes; Mucorales; Mycotyphaceae
Exons: 3
Coding region: 1-2070 (689 amino acids)
Biological process (GO): intracellular signal transduction
Source: RefSeq, a predicted model, not a curated record
AUGUUUGCAGCUGUUCUAUUGCAAAUAAACCUUAAGGAUCAUCGAGUAAUGUUCCGUACUUACCCGUUUACAUUUACAACAGAUGAAGCUGCUAAAGUUAUGUCUUGCCUAACAUUCAUUUACAUCCACCGUAAACCUGAUCCUAUUGAUCCCACCAGACAAAUUGCUACAAGAACAACCACCACUUUUAGCAUGGAUGUGACCACAGCUAAAAACAUACUUCAGCUCUUCUUAUCUGCUCGACUUAUAUGCAGUGCAACUGAUCCAACAAACUGGUCUAUUAGAGAUAAAGGGCUAUGGUGCCCUACAAUGAAAGGCAAAUAUGUAAUGGAGGAGUUUGCAGAUACAACCCAAGUUGAAAUGUCAGCAACGUUAAUAGCAGCCUUGAACGCCCCCUAUAUGGCUCUUAAUACAUCUUGCGGUAGUAGUACAGGGAGCCGUAUCAUUACACUAGAUCGUUUAAUAGAAAAUGAUGAUCAAAUUACUUUUUCCCGGCCGAACAUGACAGCUGUGUUUAAAGCCAUGAUGAGCAGUUUGCCUCGAGAUACACUGCUAGUCGAUGAUGUUCCGGGCAUCGAUAAGAAAAGCCUUGAUAAAUACGAGUACACGUUUGUGGGUACGUACUGUAUUGAAUGGCUUUGUGAACGGUUAACAAUCAAUUCUGAACAAGAAGCAGAGAGUGUUGCUGCACAAUUUGUUCUGUUCGGUUGGAUUGCGCAAAUACAAGACAGAUCGAAUAAGUCUCAUAGUGAUUUGGACGAGAGUGUUAUAUUCAAAACAGGACAGAGAGGAUGCUUGAUUCUUGGUUGGAAGCUACCCAAACAAAUUAGCGAACCGGUCAUACACUCAAGUACUCAUAGUAUCAGUAGCGGAUUCUCGCUUGAAUCGGAUAACAGUAGUCUCAAUAAAACGUCAAAAAAACCGGUCCUUUAUAAGCCGUUAUCAAAGCCUGGAACAGAUACAGCUUCGAAAUUUACGCAACAAGCCACGCCACCAUCAUCAAUAGAAUUAAGCCCACCGGCAGACAGGCCAGCACCUGAACCUCCUGGAGUCAGUACUACGCAGAUGAUGCGCCAAGAUUCUGGAGCAAUGCUAUUUGGACAGGUACAUUCUCAAUCCUCAAUUUCACAAGAUAGUUCGUGUGCCGAAAUUAACAUACCAACACAAGAACGACAUCACACAUCUCCACGCCCUCCAAGCAUGUCGAUUACCGACUCUGCUUUGUCACACACCAGCUCCAAUUCUGCAUCCAACAAUAACUAUCAUCAACACACCAACAAAGAUAAUUCUAAUUGGAACAAGCUUACACAGAUACUAGAAUCACCUUUGAUUCGUAUGUACUUCAGAAACUUCUUAAGAGAGAACUAUGCUGCUGAAAACAUCAAUUUUUGGGUCGAGCAUGAUAAACUACUACGCAAUUUUAAGCAAAACAACCGGUCCCUACAAGAACAACUAGCUGAAUGCUAUACAAUAUACGACACCUACUUAGGGCCUAACGCCACAACAGAUGUCAAUAUAGACCAUUCCUUACAUCAAGAAAUCAUUAAAUUCGUCGCUACUGUCUUUACUACUAUGUCCACGAAACCACCGCCACCCACUCCUACCAAUAGCUCCUCAUCACUCAGUGACGAUACGACUAAUGAACCCUUUUACUUUACGGUCCCUUCAAAUCUUGUUCUUAAUGCUUCACUAAACAAGCCAAGUAAUUCAAUAGCGUCAUCGAACCGCCUGCUAUUGAUGCCGCCUCAAACGGUUGCUGCUGAUUUGAAGCAACGUAUCAUUCGUGUCCGCGGAAUACCUCCGGAAAAGUGUCUCAUAAAAAUGCUUAGAUUGCUCAGUAAAGUCAAUGAUCACUUGUGUCGAAUGAUGGCGGAAGAUUCUGUUCCUAAAUUCAUCAAAACUGAAAAGUAUAAAGAACUUAUGGAAGCACAAAGACAGCAAAAAGACAAAGUCGACGAAGCAGAAUUGAGUGACGAUGAAUUGUCUUUUGAAGAUAGCAUGUGUAUGGAGUGGGGAGGAAGGGAGGACGCAAAAGUCAAAAUAUUAAAGCAGAAAGAAGCCAUUACAUAA